Mercenaria mercenaria is the source of this 2498-nucleotide messenger RNA. RefSeq lists its product as uncharacterized. The coding region runs from base 237 to 1091 and encodes 284 amino acids. The transcript has 3 exons. The record is from RefSeq and is a predicted model, not a curated record. NCBI's taxonomy places the organism in Eukaryota, Metazoa, Mollusca, Bivalvia, Venerida, Veneridae.
UACAAAUUACACUUUACAGUGUAAAGAAUAUAUGAAUUAUUGUGAAUGGACGUAACAUUUUAGAACGUUUGUGUGCGCAAUGAUUGUAAACGUGAUCAUUAAUUAUAACUACUGAAUGGACGUUUAACGUUUGGAUUUUAGAUAAGAAAUAAUUUGCCAUUAGAUGUUGGGAUAUUUCCCGUAGCCGUACGUUAAAUGAGUGUGUUACUGCAGUGAGAUCAUACGUAAGGAAAAUCAUGGUUGCUAUGUUUAAUAUCGUACCGUGGACACUGCUGUAUUUAUUCAUAUCGUUAAAUCGACAUGUUUUUGCAAUGGAAAAACAACUGGAAGAACCAAUGUGUACUUCAAGAUUCGACUACGAAUAUAAAAUGUUACAUAAAAUGGUCUUGGUUGAAACAGAACAAAACAAAAUCAAGGAAUUAAUAGGGGAAAUAAAUAUCUCACAGAACAAGCUGAAAGAAGAGAGUCUUAGAAGUCAAGCAACAUUGGAACAAAUUGAAAACAAACUGAAGCAGAUAGAAGUGAAAACGUCGUUUGAUGGGACAGGAAAUACGUAUAUCCGCUGGGGAAGAACAGAAUGUCCCGGCAAUGGGACAGAAAUGGUGUACAAGGGGUAUGCCGCAGGUGGACUUUAUAGUAACAAAGGUGCUGCAAGCAAUUAUUUGUGCUUACCAGAGGAACCAGUGUGGGGUGUUUAUGAAGACUCAGAGCAGACAUCUGGUACUGUGUAUGGAGCAGAGUAUGAACUCUAUGAUAGAAAUAUGGAUAGGUUCUUUGGCAAGACUAUGCUCAACCACGAUGUGCCAUGCUGUAUCUGUAGGACAAAGAGGCCAAGUGUUCUGUUUAUACCAGGUCGAAACAUCUGUUAUGACGGUUGGACGUUGGAAUAUAGCGGAUAUCUCACCAGCGGACAUGACAGCCAUCAUGCUACCGAAUUCGUUUGCCUUGAUAUCAACCCUGAGAUUAUAUCUGGAGGAUUCUCUGAUACUAAUGGAAAGCUGUUCUAUUUUGUUGAGGCUCGUUGUGGAUCAUUGAAAUGUCCACCUUACGUGAACGGACGAGAGCUUACAUGUGCUGUGUGCUCCAAAUAACAACACUGUAUCGAUGUGCGUUGUCGAAACGAAUUGAUUUGAAAAUAAGACGUAAGUGGCAAUCAAAAUGUCAUUCGGAAGACAUUUUAGCUCCAGAAAUCUGCCUUUUAUGAGGAUACAUUUGCAACAUGUUUAACAACAAUAUGAAUGCUCAAAGAACACAUGGGUUGUAAUGAAAGAUUGAAUCUCAGUCGUAGCAAUUUUCGCUCUAUUAUACAUUUCUUCUGUUUCGUAAAGAUUGCCUUCUAAACGAUAAAAAACAACAUUACUAUCUGUUCGAUCUGCCUUAUAUGUACCGAGGAUCAUUUUUACUUCUUCGUUUUGCAAAAUCAAACUUUACUUAUUGCGAAAGUAUCCCAGUGGGUGUAGUAGGAUCUUUUUGAUUUUUACAUUACCUUUUAUAAUGCCGAUCAAAAAUAUUUUUUUCCCAUUUCAACAUUUUAAUUUCGAAAAAUGUUUUCUUUAAUGAAAUAUCCGUUCAAAACUAAAGUCAAAAUUAUAUUUCACUGACUGCAAAGUGAUUCUCAGUGAAAUAUAUGAAAACGUUAGUGAUUUAAAAAUAAUCAUAAGAAAUUUUAAAGAAAUAGCUGUAGAAGCGUAAAAAUAAAGCUACCAAAGACACGAAAAGCAUGUAAUGUUUUUUUUUUUCUGUUUGAAAUACUUACAGAACCAGAUCAUAAAUAUUUAUGAAAGAAAUCCGAACAAAAGCGUGCUACGGAUUUAAUUUUCAGUUUAGAAAAAUAAGAGGUUUCUUUUCUUUUUGUUUGUAUUUACUUGUGAAAUACAGGCCGUACUUUUUUACAGAAUUUUAUAUGUACAUAAAAAUCUGCUUUAUCAGAAUAGCAUAAAUAUAGAUGUAUGUUAGAGGGCAAAUUAUACAAAAUAUAUAUGACUACAGAUAUCUACUUGACAAAAGCGAUACUGCCUUGGAACUUUCAACAGGAAACUUAAACCGGUUGUCAACUGCAUACUUAUUCUAUAUUUAACUUGUAGGACGAGAUAAAUAAAAUAUUUACCUUCUGGCUGAGUGAAUAGUCUUACCCUAAGCCCUCUUUACACAAGGGAAACAAUUUGUUUAUAUAGUGAAAUUGUUGAGUGAACACUGUUUGUUAAUCCUUAUCCUGUCCAUGUUAUACCAGUGCAAUGGAAAAGUAAUCUAUUGUAAAAUACAGGCCGUACUUGUUUACAGAAUUUUAUAUGUAUAUAAAAAUCUGCUUUAACAGAAUAGUAUAAAUAUAGAUGUGUGUUAGAGGACAAAUUAUACAAUAUAUAUAUGGCUACAGAUAUCUACUUGACAAAAGCGAUACUGACUUGGAACUUUCAACAGGAAACUUAAACCGGUUGUCAACUGCACACUUAUUCUAUAUUUAACUUGUAGGACGAGAUAAAUAAAAUAUUGUCCUUCUG